UAUGACAACAAUAACAACACACGUGUGGAUAACAACAGGCAAUUUAGGUGUUUUUGGCCAAAAUGUCGGUAUAAAACAUAUAUUGAAAAUAAUUUAUUUAUACAUCAAUUAAUGCAUUCAUCUAUAAAACAAUUUGAAUUUAGGAUAAUAGAUGCCUUUAUUGUGCUAAUUGGCAGCCAAACAGAUAAUAAUGUAAAAUGUGAAAGCGAUUUAGUUAAUCAUAAACUCAUUCAUUCAUCUCAUAAACCAUUCAAAUGUAAUGAUUGUAAUAAAACAUUCAAAUCUCAGUCAUCAGUUAAUUGUCAUAUAAGUUGUGGCAAAUAUUUUGCCAAUUUAAAACAUUUAAGACAUCAUAAACGAUAUAUUCAUCUGAGUAUAAAACCAUUCAAAUGUGAUGUCGAUAACUGUGGUAAACAAAUUGCUACUAAAUCUGGACUUUCAUUACAUCAACGAAAGUAUUCAGGAAUUAAACCAUUUAAAUCACGUGAAUCGCGUGUUAUUCUUGUUAUCCACACGUGUGUUGUUGUCAUAACAAUCACUAUCAUCACUGAUUUUCAUUGA
Molecule: messenger RNA, 561 nt
Organism: Oppia nitens
Lineage: Eukaryota; Metazoa; Arthropoda; Arachnida; Sarcoptiformes; Oppiidae
Product: zinc finger protein 578-like
Exons: 5
Biological process (GO): regulation of transcription by RNA polymerase II
Molecular function (GO): DNA-binding transcription factor activity; RNA polymerase II cis-regulatory region sequence-specific DNA binding
Source: RefSeq, a predicted model, not a curated record